AUGGAUGAUAUCGCCAUCGAUCCGGCUCUCGUAGGCGUGGGAGACGACCCUUUGACCACCAUCGACAUCGAAGACGAAGAAGAGGACGAGUGGGAAUAUGAGUACUCUACAACCGAGGUCGAGACCUACUACCUCACUGUGGAUCUCUCGUACCCCGAGUUCAAGGCCGCACCUCUCAAGGAUACUUUUGCCAGCCGUGGCCGCCACAGAAAAUGGGAGAAACCACCCAACGACCCCUCGAACACGCGUGCGCCAGGCGCUCACGCGCACCGAGCGAACGAGCACGACGACGAUGACGAGGCGGAUGUCGAGCAAGAAGACGAGCUCGAUCCCGAUAUCGACCCUGAACUACAACACGCGGAGGACGACGUUACCAGGCAGACCGAGCAGGAGGGCCUAGACUCGGACCAGGCGGAGGAGAUCCAAAUCCUGGAUCUCCAUUCCAAGCGACCAAUGUUCUCGUACCGGGGGAGAGUCUUUGAGGGACAGUGGUCCGAGAUGAUUGGCACAGACAUGGUCUUUGCUCAGCACGAUGGCUCGGCGGAAUUGCCCACACUACGCCAUCUGCCAGGGGACGUUGACCUCCUCGCGGCCAGCUCUUCGCGCAUCACUACCAAGGAGAAGAUGCUCGUGCCCAAGUCCGGUACCGUGGACACUCUUGCGCCCAUCAAGAAGGAAUGGAACAUCAACAUCCCCAUAGGCCGGGGCAAGACAACAGAGCGCAUCCAGCAGGCCAACUUUCUCGAGCGCAUGAUCGCCCUCAAGAUCCAAAAGGGCCACACCGACCAGGUCACCGUGUACGCCAAGGACGGCGAGGGCAAGCAGUUUCGUGACGACCGCGAUCCCGACUACCGCCCGCGGCGGAGGAAGCCGAUUACGGACCCGGAGAACUACUACGUCGAGAGCGCCACGGGCCGCCUGAAGAAGAAGAGGAAGAAGACGACGACGGGGCGGCCGCCUGGCAGGCCGAGGUGGAAGCAUACGGAGGGCAGUGCCAGAGCGGACUUGGCGGCGGCGCCUCCGUUGUCCACGCCCACGCCCCAACAUUGGGAGGAUCUGACCGGCGGUCAGCGUGAUGCGGGAAGGGAGGGGGAGAGUGGUGAGGAGGAGGAUGAAGACGAAGAGGACUUUGAUCAUGAUACCCCAAUGGCGAAUGCCUGA
This is a messenger RNA of Emericellopsis atlantica, 1161 nucleotides long. RefSeq lists its product as uncharacterized. The transcript has a single exon. The coding region runs from base 1 to 1161 and encodes 386 amino acids. The record is from RefSeq and is a predicted model, not a curated record. NCBI's taxonomy places the organism in Eukaryota, Fungi, Ascomycota, Sordariomycetes, Hypocreales, Bionectriaceae.